ACUGAUUGUAAUUUGUAACUGUUCAGUAAUAAUCACUCACGCCCUUCAACGACUCCCCCACUUUCUCCCCUCGCCUCCCUUUUCAUCCCCCACACCAUGUUUUGUUUGUUAUAAAUGAAAAUAAGAGGAGAAAGAACUAAACUUUAGCCAGAGAAAUUGGUGGGGCAUUUUCUUUUCAGCCAAGGUAGUGGAAAAAGAACGGAUUGGAUGUUGAUAAGCAAUAUUGAUCUGUUACUACUGUAGGGGACUGAGAGACGAUGCCAAACCAGCUAUGGUUUGCACUGCCAAUGAAUUACAGGGAUGGAAAGAUUUUCCAAAAGGACUUAGGGUUCUUCUUCUUGAAGGAGACAUCAUUUCUGCUGCAGAGAUAAGAGCAAAGCUCGAGGCCAUGGACUAUAUUGUUUCUACCUUCUGCGAUGAGAAUGAAGCCUUGUCUGCAAUCUCGAGUAAUCCUGAAGGCUUUCAUGUUGCCUUAGUGGAGGUGAGUACAAGCAGUAGCCAGGGAGGUUUCAAAUUUCUAGAGAAUGCGAAGGGCUUGCCAACCAUUAUGACUUCAAACAGUCAGUGCCUGAACACCAUGAUGAAGUGCAUUGCGCUUGGUGCAGUUGAGUUCCUCACUAAACCAGUAUCUGAGGACAAGCUCAAAAAUAUUUGGCAGCAUGUGGUUCACAAGGCAUUCAAUGCUGGGGCAAGUAUCCUGUCUGAAUCAUUAAAACCUGUCAAAGAAUCCGUAAAAUCCAUGUUGCAGCUCCUAACAGACAAAGGACAACAUGAAAGUACAAUUUCAAUAGAUUUAGAGAAUGUAUCCAGGUUUAGUGAUAAUGUCCAUGAGCAGUCUGCUGGAAGUGAUAAAUAUCCAGCUCCUUCAACCCCACAAUUAAAACAGGCGGCAAGGUUACUGGAUGAUGGGGAUUGCCAUGAGCAGACUAAUUGUUCAACAGAAAAAGAAAGUGGGGAACAUGAUGGAGAAUCUAAAUCUGCCGAAACUUCAUGUGAGAAUUUGAACGCUGAAAGUUCUCUUCAACCAAGGAAACCUGAGAAGACUAUGAUUAAGGAGGAAGAGGAUUUUGCCAAUGUUUCCAAGGGUGAAAAUGCUGUAUCACUGAAUCCACAUAAUAGAAAGUUCCUCAGCAACGCUGAUGGCAAUACAUCUCCAAAUAAAGGAGGUGUUCUUAAUGAAUCACGUGAGAUUAAAGCUAAUCGGAAGAAGAUGAAAGUAGACUGGACGCCUGAGCUGCACAAAAAAUUUGUAAAGGCAGUGGAACAGCUAGGUGUUGAUCAAGCCAUUCCUUCUCGAAUAUUGGAGCUAAUGAAAGUGGACGGCUUGACAAGGCACAAUGUGGCAAGCCAUCUUCAGAAGUAUAGAAUGCACAAGAGACAAACGGUGCCCGGGGAAGAAGAUCGAAAAUGGCAAAAUCAAAGAGAUCCAACGCAAAGGAGCUAUUGUAUGCAAAGACCAAUCAUGGCCUAUCCUCCAUAUCAUUCUAAUCAUACCCUUUCUCCAGCUCCUGUAUAUCCGAUGUGGGGACAACCCGGAAGUCAAGCAGGCGGUGUACAGAUUUGGGGUCCUCCUGGUUAUCCCUUGUGGCAACCUACAGAAAGUUGGCACUGGCAGCCUUAUCCGGGGGUUCAUGUGGAUGCAUGGGGUUGCCCAGUGUUGCCACCUCCUCAAGCUCCUUGUUUCUCCUACCCUCAAAAUAUAGCUGGGUUGCACAAUGCUAAAGCAGUGGAUUAUAGAUUUGGCAUGCCACGAAGUUCCUUUGAGCAUCAUCCGGCAGAGGAGGUGGUUGACAAGGUUGUGAAGGAGGCAAUUAGCAAGCCAUGGCUACCCUUGCCCUUAGGCCUCAAACCUCCUUCAAUGGAUAGUGUACUGGCUGAACUCUCCAAGGAAGGCAUGUCCAGCAUCCCUCUUGGCCGCAGCAAGGGUUCCAAGCAUACCUGAACCAAGAACAGAAUUUUAGUGCAUCAGAUGUACCAACUAGUAUAUGGAAAAAGUUCACCAAUGCUCGUGUGCUUUGCUUCAGAAUCAUUUAUGUCCCUGUGAUUUUUUUCUUAUCAUAUAUGUCUUUGUGCUUUGUUAAAAAUAAGAAACCACAGGGGUAUAUGUGAUAAAAAAAAUACCCUUCUACAAACCAGAGAGGCAUAUGUGAUAAGAAAAAAACCACAGAAGCAUAAGUGAUUCUGAAGUAAACCACAGGAACAUAGGUGAACUUUUCCCUAUACUUUUUUGCAAAAAAGGAAAAAAAAUUAAUGUGACGGGAUUUUUUUUUUUUUCCGAAAGUGGUGAAAUUUUUUUCAAAUAUGGAAAAAAGAUGUACGUAGUUGGUACAUAUGAUGCAUUAAAGUUUUGUCCCUGAACCAGAGAUGACUAGCCCCACUAGGUCCCACUUCUGAUGAUGAUUGACAACAUGGCUUGCUAGCGUUGGCCAAUCAAUCAUAUAUCAUUGCCCUCUUGUAACUAUUUUGCUUCUCAAAUUUAUCUCUUCAGGUUCCAACUACACUAGUAAAUUGGCUGGAACUUUUAGGACCAUUUAAUUUGCCUUGUGGUCCCCACUGCUGAGCGUUGACGGUUGAUAUCAGGUCCUACAAUACCAUGCGACACAAAUGGAUAUUCGCUGGAACAAAACACAAAAAAGAAUAAAAAGUAAAAAGGUUUAGCUGUUGAGCAGUUUUAAUGCAGUGCAUGACACCCGGUAGGCAAGUUGAGUAGCUGAGAAGUGGCCACGCAUUUCUUGAAACUUUCUACAAAAAAAUGUUGUGGCUGUAAAUAAUCGUGAUACAAACUUUUGAUGGGGAUGUGGUGGAGGGUUUCUUGGUUGUGAAUGACCAACUGGGGGACCAUAAUGUCUAUGUUAUGUUAUGACUCGUGGGGGAGUGGCCUAGUAGAGUUAAGUAAUAAUGGAAACGGUGGGCACGAUAAUGUUGUGAAUGAAGAUGAGUUCAGGCUUUGGCGGAUCCUAACUUGUUCUUUCUCAAUUCAUUUUUGUUCAGCUGUUUUAGCUAAAUUCAGAAUUGAGAACACUCAUCUGUGCAUGUGCUGUGUUCGUAAAACACGU
Messenger RNA from Gastrolobium bilobum, 3056 nucleotides. RefSeq names its product two-component response regulator-like APRR2. Bases 272 to 1942 code for a protein of 556 amino acids. Gene Ontology annotation, molecular function: DNA-binding transcription factor activity; transcription cis-regulatory region binding. The record is from RefSeq and is a predicted model, not a curated record. Gene Ontology annotation, biological process: positive regulation of DNA-templated transcription; phosphorelay signal transduction system. NCBI's taxonomy places the organism in Eukaryota, Viridiplantae, Streptophyta, Magnoliopsida, Fabales, Fabaceae. Gene Ontology annotation, cellular component: nucleus. The transcript is spliced from 12 exons.